This is a messenger RNA of Phyllopteryx taeniolatus (common seadragon), 1800 nucleotides long. RefSeq names its product fibromodulin a (gene fmoda). Gene Ontology annotation, molecular function: protein binding. The record is from RefSeq and is a predicted model, not a curated record. The transcript is spliced from 6 exons. NCBI's taxonomy places the organism in Eukaryota, Metazoa, Chordata, Actinopteri, Syngnathiformes, Syngnathidae. The coding region runs from base 159 to 1187 and encodes 342 amino acids.
AUUAAUGACUAUAUUGAAGACUUUAAUUCAUUUUCUUCACAUUCAAAUGUAAAUACCACAAAUCACUCCCAGACACAAGAUCCAGUCAGAGGGGAGAUGCCGUCCAGUCGCAGGAUCUUCAACCGGGAGUAGGUUAAGGAGGAUAUUCGAGUGCCACCAUGCAUCCGGUGAUCAUCAUCUUGUCUGCCCUGCUUCCGCUCUCUCCCUGCCAUGCACAAGAUCCUUUCGCCUGGCUGUACAGCCGCCGGAGCUCCAUCCAGGCGGACAACACAGGAGGAGAGUGCCCCCCUGAGUGUGACUGUCCCCCAACCUUUCCCAUCGCCAUGUAUUGUGAUGGACGGGGCCUGACGGCCAUGCCCACCAUCCCCUCCCGGAUGAAGUACUUGUACCUCCAGCACAACGCCAUCACAGCCAUAUCCGACUCAGAUCUGGUCAACGCAACCAAUCUUGUGUGGCUUAUGAUGCACCACAAUCAACUUGCGUCCGAUGCCAUCAGCGAGAAGGCCUUUUUGAAGUUGGGACGACUGGACCGUUUUUAUUUACAACACAACAAUUUGACCAGCAUCCCUCGUAACCUCCCUCGCACCCUUCGAGACCUGAGGAUCAACCAUAACAACAUUGAAAAGGUAACACCUUCAGACCUAGAGGGAAUGGAUAACCUCACAAUCCUGCAUCUCCAUGAUAACGCUAUCACAGACGUGGGUACAUCACUCAAGUCCCUGACAUCUCUCACACUUUUGGAUGUCAGCGCCAACAAGUUAACAAAGGUGCCAGAGGCUCUCCCUGAACAACUCCACCAACUCUACUUGGACUCAAACUCCAUUGCCUCUCUGCCUGAAGGCUUCUUGGCCACUUUCACACAGCUGCAGUAUCUGCGGAUGGCCAGCAACCAGCUCACCGACAAGGGCCUCCCAUCCAACAUCUUUAAUGUGACCGGGCUGGUGGAGCUGGACCUGAGCUUCAACAAGCUGGAGAGAAUCCCUCUGGUCAGCACCGGCCUGCAGCAUCUCUAUCUCCAAGCUAAUCACAUCAAAGAGUUCACAUUGGGGAGUUUCUGCCCCAUUGUGGAUGUUACCAACUUCUCCAAGCUGGAAACUCUGCGUCUGGAUGGGAAUGAGAUCAGUCCACUGGACAUCCCAUCGGAUUCGUCACUGUGCCUGCGUUUGGCUUCCAGCCUUGAUGUUUAAAUAUGUACUCAACCUCUUCAUUACACCUCCUCCAUUACAAACCCUGUUCUACAUUGCUACUGCUGUGGGAUUAUUUUACGUCCAGAAGAAAUUGUUUUUGUCUUUUGAUUAGGUUUUUAUAUAUAUAUAUAUUUCUGUGUGCAACAUUUGCAGUAGUUUAAUUCAAGAAAAAAAAUAUUUUUGAGAAUCGUUAAGGACUUUUAUAAAUUUUUACAACAGGUUCGUCUUUUGUCCAUCCAUAAAAGUACAGCUCAUAUUAUGUUUUAAGAUAUUGUAUGAUUUUCGGUAGAUGUGAAACUAAUCUCACUGUGGUCUUAUUCGUUGAAUUUUACAGUACUGUGAUCUUUCUUUCUCUCACUCUUUUUGUUGGAUUUGAAUGUAUUUGAUCAUGUUGUGUAAUUAGAAGUCUUAUGGCUGAGGAUAUGACAAGUUUGACAUAACUCUUCCUUCGGUCAGCAGGUGUUGACCUGAAAGGCUUGUAGUGGAAGUUGCAUUCACAAGAUAAUCUUUCAUAAAAUGAAAAUGCUUGAUUUUGUACAAGUGCACUCUUAGUCAUCUUUCACUCUGUAUCAUCUUUUUCUACUUUCUCCAUGAAUAAAAUGUAACAAAUUUA